AUGCCUUCUCAUUUCGAUACUAUUCAAUUGCACGCUGGUCAAGAAGACCCAAGCGAACACUCUAACAGACCAAGAGCUGUCCCCAUCUAUUCUACCACAUCAUACGUUUUUGAUGAUUCUAAACAUGGUUCCCAACUAUUUGGUUUAGAAACUCCUGGUUAUAUCUAUUCCCGUAUUAUGAACCCAACUGCAGACGUUUUCGAAAGAAGAAUUGCAGCUCUUGAAGGUGGUGUUGGUGCGUUGGCGGUUUCAUCCGGUUUGGCAGCUCAAACUCUAGCAAUUACCGGUUUAGCUCAUGCUGGUGAUAACAUCGUCUCUACAUCAUACCUUUACGGUGGUACUUACAACCAAUUCAAAAUCGCUUUCAAGAGAUUUGGUAUCGAAAGUAGAUUCAUUGAAGGUGAUGAUCCAAGUGGUUUAGAAGCACAAAUUGAUGAAAGAACAAAGGCCGUUUAUCUAGAGACCAUCGGUAACCCAAAAUACAAUGUUCCUGAUUUUGAGAAGAUCGUUGCCAUUGCUCAUAAACAUGGUGUCCCAGUUGUGGUUGAUAACACUUUCGGUGCCGGUGGUUACUACUGUCAACCAAUUAAACACGGUGCUGAUGUCGUUGUUCACUCCGCAACCAAAUGGAUUGGUGGCCACGGUACUACAAUUGGUGGUGUUAUCGUUGACUCCGGUAACUUCCCAUGGAAGGAAUACCCAAAGAAAUUCCCACAAUUUUCUGAACCUUCUGAAGGUUACCAUGGUUUAGUUUUUAACGAAGCAUUGGGUAACCAAGCAUUCAUUGGUCAUGUUAGAGCUGAAUUGCUAAGAGAUUUGGGUCCUUCACUAAGUCCAUUUGCAGCUUUCCUACUCCUACAAGGUUUAGAAACUUUAUCCUUAAGAGCAGAAAGACAUGCUUCUAACGCACUAAAAUUGGCUCAAUGGUUAGAGAAGUCUCCUUACGUCUCAUGGGUUUCUUACCCAGGUCUACCAAACCACUCUCAUCAUGCUAAUGCAAAGAAAUACUUGACAAAUGGUUUCGGUGGUGUCCUAUCCUUCGGUGCAAAGGAUUUACCUGAUAACCCAGAGGAAAAGGAAAAUCCAUUCAAAGCUGCUGGUGCUCAAAUCAGCGACAACUUGGAGCUGGCUUCUAACCUUGCAAACGUCGGUGAUUGUAAGACUUUGGUUAUUGCACCUUAUUUCACUACUCACUUGCAAUUAAACCAUGAAGAAAAAUUGGCUGCAGGUGUCUCCAAGGAUUUGAUCCGUGUCUCUGUUGGUACAGAAUUCAUCGACGAUAUUAUUGCAGACUUUGAACAAUCUUUCAAGAAGGUUUACGGUGACAAAAAACCAUGA
Zygosaccharomyces rouxii is the source of this 1338-nucleotide messenger RNA. RefSeq names its product bifunctional cysteine synthase/O-acetylhomoserine aminocarboxypropyltransferase MET17 (gene MET17). Gene Ontology annotation, biological process: transsulfuration. NCBI's taxonomy places the organism in Eukaryota, Fungi, Ascomycota, Saccharomycetes, Saccharomycetales, Saccharomycetaceae. Gene Ontology annotation, molecular function: transferase activity, transferring alkyl or aryl (other than methyl) groups; pyridoxal phosphate binding. The record is from RefSeq and is a predicted model, not a curated record. Bases 1 to 1338 code for a protein of 445 amino acids. The transcript has a single exon.